Molecule: messenger RNA, 2414 nt
Organism: Papilio polytes (common Mormon)
Lineage: Eukaryota; Metazoa; Arthropoda; Insecta; Lepidoptera; Papilionidae
Gene: Ubc2
Product: ubiquitin-conjugating enzyme E2-24 kDa
Exons: 6
Coding region: 289-864 (191 amino acids)
Biological process (GO): protein polyubiquitination
Cellular component (GO): nucleus
Molecular function (GO): ubiquitin conjugating enzyme activity
Source: RefSeq, a predicted model, not a curated record
CACACCGGUUUUUUAUAAACAUGUCGGAAAGUGGUUGCACAGCGUGAAUUUGUUUUACCAUUAUUUCCAUUCAUCUAAUUUAUCAUAAAACUAUCCUUGUUUUAUUUUGUAUUUAACUUGGCUGUUGUGUUCGUGAGGUGAUGUUCAAAAGGAUGAAAUUUAAUAGAAGUGGAUUGAGGCAUUGAUUAUUAUCGCGAAAUUCAAUAAAAGAAAGGUCCCCAGUGAGGCAAAUAGUAAAUUAUUGGAUAACGCCAGCCCACAAGAUGGCCGACUGUUAUUCGUAAGAUAAUGUCUGGUGCAUCUGGUUCAUCAGGAAGCGGGACAGGACGAGGACGGGGCAGUGCAAACUCCGGAGUAUCUGAUAACAAACCUGAUUCGAAAGAAAACAGACCAAAUCCCAAGAUGUCAAAAGCUCUAGGCACAUCGGCUAAGAGGAUCCAGAAGGAAUUGGCAGAGAUCACACUUGAUCCCCCACCAAAUUGCAGUGCGGGGCCAAAAGGAGACAAUUUAUAUGAAUGGGUGUCAACCAUUCUAGGACCACCAGGCUCAGUGUAUGAGGGUGGUGUCUUCUUCCUUGAUAUACAUUUUUCACCAGAAUACCCAUUUAAACCGCCUAAGGUGACAUUCCGCACCAGGAUAUACCACUGUAACAUCAACAGCCAGGGUGUGAUAUGUCUGGACAUUCUCAAGGACAACUGGUCUCCCGCACUCACUAUAUCUAAAGUCUUGCUGUCUAUAUGCUCACUGCUGACUGACUGCAAUCCAGCGGACCCCCUAGUGGGCAGCAUCGCCACACAGUAUCUGCAGAACAGAGACGAGCACGACCGCAUCGCGCGCCUCUGGACCAAGCGCUACGCGACAUGAUUGCCCUGUCUCCUCUCCCCUGCCCACACUGUCCCCACCCUGUCCCCACAUACGCGUAUCCUACCAAUCGUUCUGUUCUCAGUCCAUCUUAAAUGUAAGCUUACUUAUUCUGUGUGCACAGUUUGCGACAUAUUCCCCGUUAUACAGUCGACUUCAUUACAAUUCAAUGUAAUGUAGGAAUAAUCCAUCAGAAAAAAAAUUGUAUCUCUUAGUAGAGGUAACUUUUUUCAAUGGAUAGGUCAAGUUGACUUACAGGGAUCUUCCCUCAAAUUAAAGUCUAUCAGCCUUAUAAAUAAACGCGGUAUGAAGUUAAACUUAGGAAUAAACUGAGUAUAAACAAAUAUUAGUACAGAUUUAGCUUAUACUCAGUUCUUUAUACUGCAUUUAUUUGUAAGGCUGUAUGUGUGUGUAAAGGAUAUGUCAGAAAUGAGAGUUCUUAUUAGUCCUGAUGUACACAAGACAAUUUAAAUUGAUACUAAUUUUGUGUUAAAACCAAGGAAGGGAAAUGUUAUAUCUUUAACACUUACAAUAUUAUUCAGUGUGACGGACAACUAAUUUGAAACAAUAUACUGAACUAGUAACUAGUAAAUAGUAAAAAACAGAUUUUUUGCUACAAUAACUCCGUCUAAUUAAGUUACAAAAUAAAUAUUGUCUUGUGUACGAAAGGACUAACCUUUUUUUAUCAGAUGGGGUGAAUUGACACCUCAAAGCAUAGAUCAUUCUCCGAUGUAUGGUCUCUGACGACCCUACUUUUGUAAAUGUAAUCGAAUAUGCCGUGAAGUGUGUUGUAUAUUGGCUUAACUUCAUUUAGUUGCGAUCAUUGUGAUGAAACCAUUACGAAAUGGUACGAACUGUGUAAUAUUAGGUUUUUUCUUAGUUAAUAAAUUGGAUGACUCUAUGUUUAGUCCUGUAUUAUAUUGCAGUGGUAAUUUUACUAAUGUAUGUAUUAGUAACCAGUGAAUUGAGUCAAAUUUCCCAACUGCGUUGAUCUCAGACACUUUGAACUGGUACUGCUUAAGUAUUUGUCAAAUUAAUGUCUACUUUAGAGCUCUGAGUAUAAAAAUGGUAUUGUUUCUGUGUAUUUCCAUUUUGUGGGAAAGUAUGUUUGGUGAUUUUUAUACUGUGCUUAAUUUUGUUUCCGUAUGCCAUCAAAUUCCUUGCUUUGUAAUGUCCUCGAAAUAUUGUAAUUGUCUUUUUGAUGUAUAUAGUAAUUAUAAUUUCAAUUAUACAAUUUAAUUUUUUUGUAGUAAUUUUUUUUUUCAUUAUUGUAUCUUUAAUGUAUAUGGUUGUUGAAGAACCUCGCAAAAUGAUUUUGGUUUCCUAAUUAGUGGUUGGAAUUAAAUUAAAAGAGAUCCUUUUUUGUCAUUUAUUUUGUUCGAACAGAUUAUCGUCUAGUCCAAGGUUAACAGACAAUCGUAAAUUAUAAUUUCUUAUAAUUUGAAUUUACUAUUUAGUAAUAAUAACUAAGGUGUCAAGCCAGAAAAUUUGAAGACAUUUUGGUGAUUCCAAGAACUAUCAGUUUUUUUAAAUAAAAUGACCAUUAAAAUAUC